AUGUCCCAGCGGCUCCGAGCCGGGCAGCAGCUCAGCCCCCCGGCCCCGCUCCCCGCGCUGCUGCUCGGGCUCCUCUUAGCAUCCCCCGGGGCUCCAGGUGAGAAUGUGGACAGCAAACUGGAGCCAUGGAGACAGCAGAUGCCAAAGGACCAGUCACAAGUUUACGAGAUAACUGUUCCCUUCCUUCUAAAUGGAGAAGAGUGGAGACCAGUAAAUGGCAUUUUUUCAAAGAGUCACCCAGCACUGCUGCAGUUUGUAAUAGAAGCUGAAGGCAAACAUCUAGUCAUCAAUCUGGAGAGGAACGAGGGCCUGUUAGCCAGGAGCUUCACAGAAACCCACUAUUUGAAGGACGGCACCGAUGUUGUCCUCGUGCGCAAUUACACGGGUCACUGCUAUUACCACGGCCACGUGCGAGGGUUCCCCGGCUCCUCCGUCAGCCUCAGCACCUGCUCAGGACUCAGGGGAAUUAUUGUUUUUGAAAACAAAAGCUACAUUCUGGAGCCAUUAGAAGGUGCUACAAGCGAACACAAGAUCUACCGAGCAGAGAAUUUGAAAAUAGCCCCAGGAUCUUGUGGCCACCAGCUGGACAUCUCUGCCAUGGGACCUGGUGGCAAUGACACAGCACACCAUUCCCAAGCUGGCAGGUACAAGAGGGAGACUCUGAAGACAAUGAAGUAUGUGGAGCUUGUUAUUGUGGCAGACAAUCGGGAGUUUCAGAGACAAGGCAAGGAUGUGGAAAAAAUCAAGCAGAGGCUGAUAGAAAUUGCAAACUAUGUUGAUAAGUUCUACAGGCCACUCAAUAUCCGAGUAGCCCUGGUUGGAGUGGAAGUUUGGAAUGACAUGGAUAAGUGCUCUAUUUCUCAAGACCCUUUCACCAGCCUCCACGAGUUUCUGGACUGGAGAAAACUGAAACUACUACCUCGUAAACCCCAUGACAAUGCACAGCUGAUAAGUGGGGUGUACUUCCAAGGAACUACCAUUGGCAUGGCUCCCAUCAUGAGCAUGUGCACUGCAGAGCAGUCUGGAGGGGUCGUCAUGGAUCACUCGGAAAACCCUCUUGGUGCAGCAGUCACCCUGGCUCACGAACUGGGCCACAAUUUUGGAAUGAAUCAUGACACGUUGGAGAGGGGCUGUAACUGCAAAGCAUCUACUGAUAAAGGGGGAUGCAUCAUGAACCCGUCCACUGGCUAUCCAUUUCCCAUGGUAUUCAGUAGCUGCAGUAGAAAGGACCUGGAAAACAGCCUGGAAAAAGGAGUGGGAAUGUGUCUGUUUAACUUGCCUGAAGUCAAGGAGUCCUUUGGUGGGCAGAAGUGUGGGAAUGGCUACGUGGAAGAUGGAGAGGAGUGUGACUGUGGGGAGCCUGAGGAGUGCACGAACCGCUGCUGCAACGCCACGACCUGCACCUUCAGCCCGGGAGCCGUGUGCGCGCACGGGCUCUGCUGCCAGGACUGCCAGUUAAAACCAGCGGGGAUUUCUUGCAGAGAGUCGAGCAAUUCCUGUGACCUGCCCGAGUUCUGCACGGGCUCCAGCCCUCACUGCCCGGCCAACGUGUACCUGCACGACGGGCACGCCUGCCACGGGGUGGAUGGCUACUGCUACAAUGGCAUCUGCCAGACCCACGAGCAGCAGUGCAUCACCCUCUGGGGCCAAGGUGCGAAACCUGCUCCUGGGAUCUGCUUUGAGAGGGUCAAUUCUGCAGGAGAUCCCUACGGCAACUGUGGCAAAGACUCCAAGAGCUCCUUUGCUAAAUGUGAACCCAGAGAUGCAAAAUGUGGAAAAAUUCAGUGUCAAGGAGGAGCAAAUCGACCCGUCAUCGGGACCAAUGCUGUUUCCAUAGAAACCAAUAUCCCACUUCAGGAAGGUGGCAAGAUUCUGUGUCGUGGUACCCACGUGUACCUGGGGGAUGAUAUGCCUGACCCUGGUCUCGUGCUGUCAGGAACCAAGUGUGAAGAUGGCAAAAUUUGCCUUAAUCGCCGGUGCCAGAACACGAGUGUUUUUGGAGUCCAUAAAUGUGCAACUAAGUGCCAUGGACGUGGGGUCUGCAACAAUAAGAAGAACUGUCACUGUGAGGCAGACUGGGCCCCCCCCCACUGCGACCAGCCCGGCUUCGGUGGCAGCGUGGACAGCGGCCCGAUUCGGCAAGCAGAUAACAAGAGUUUAAGCAUAGGAGUGUUGAUAACCAUUCUGUGCCUUAUCGUUGCUGGAGCAAUCAUGUAUCUGAAAAGGAAGACUUUCAUGAAAUGGCUGUUUACAAGCAAAAAGACAACAAUAGAGAAACUAAGGUCUGUGAGCCCAGCAAGACCUUCCAGUUCAUCGGAGCCUAAUCGUGUUCAUACCACAUCUCUCAGUAAAAGCCUCAUCACGAAGCCACAAAAUGCAAACAUACAAAAAAGAGAUGCUCCAAGGAGACCCCUGCCAUAUCAGAUCAUUGACAUCAGUAACCCUGUGAAGACACACAAUCUGCCACAAUUAAAAACACCCCAGCGAGUGCUACCACCCCUUCCCCAGCUGACAUGUCAUGAAGCUGUGCCUGAAAGACCCUUGCCAGCCAACCCUUCGCUGAGGUUCACCCAGGAGCCCCACAAGCCAAACCCUCCUCGGAAGCCUCUUCCAGCCGACCCUCUGACCAAGGGGCGCUGCCACGGGGCCUGCACCCCAGGACCUGGGCACACAAAACCUCUGCCUCACCUUGCUCCCCUAAGACCUGCUCCUAAGCAUCCACCACAGGUGUCCAGGCCCAGCAACGCUGCUGAUGUGAAAUGA
Messenger RNA from Chaetura pelagica (chimney swift), 2763 nucleotides. It is a transcript of the gene ADAM12, whose product is annotated as ADAM metallopeptidase domain 12. The transcript is spliced from 23 exons. The coding region runs from base 1 to 2763 and encodes 920 amino acids. Lineage: Eukaryota; Metazoa; Chordata; Aves; Apodiformes; Apodidae. Gene Ontology annotation, molecular function: metalloendopeptidase activity. Gene Ontology annotation, biological process: proteolysis. The record is from RefSeq and is a predicted model, not a curated record.